Messenger RNA from Solea senegalensis (Senegalese sole), 2411 nucleotides. RefSeq names its product transmembrane protein 69-like. Bases 58 to 852 code for a protein of 264 amino acids. NCBI's taxonomy places the organism in Eukaryota, Metazoa, Chordata, Actinopteri, Pleuronectiformes, Soleidae. The record is from RefSeq and is a predicted model, not a curated record. The transcript has 3 exons.
AGUAACACCAGCUCGCCAACGAGCUCCGUACUGACCCUGAGGAUGAAAAGUGUAUAAAUGAUGCUCGCCAUCAUGUUUAGAAGAAGCACCUCUGCAGCUCAAAAGUUUUUGCCCUGGUUAGGUCCUGCGCACAGAUGCUGGACUUCAGGCCUGACCGGAGCUUCUUACCAUGGCUCUCUGCAGACCUGCCUGGCCUCAUCUGCAGAAAAGGACAUCGGACUUGCAGCGUGUUCUCCUGUCCAUGGUUUCUUCAAGUCCAGGCCCUUUCUCCUGACUCAAUCCUAUGUGUCUCCAUUUCUUGUGAGAAAUCAAAAUUUCCACUCUUCUGCGGUGAGGCGGAAGAAGCGACAGCAGCCUGAACCCCCACCGAGGGAGCUGGAUCUACUUCGCUAUGACAUGAAGGACUUGUGGAAAGGUCCCAAACCUGCCAUAUACCUGGGCUUUGCUGGGCUUGUCCCAUUUGUGGUCCCUCCUUUGCUCAUGUCUGUGACUGGAAGCUACCUGCCAGACCUGGCCUAUGCACAGAUAGCUUAUGGUGCCUCCAUUACUUCUUUCUUAGGUGGAGCUCGCUGGGGAUUUGCGCUUCCUGAAACAAGCCCAGCCAAACCUGAUUGGAUAAACCUUGCAAACAGUGUGAUUCCCUCCCUAUUUGCCUGGGUGGCCAUGUUGAUGAGCGAGAGCAUCAUUCCUGCCACAACCACAAUUAUUAUGGGACUUGGAAUCUCGUUGCAUUAUGACCUGUCUCUGUUGCCCACUUACCCCAGCUGGUUCAAAGCUCUGCGCUCCAUCUUCACCGCAGUGGCAUUUCUUUCUCUAGUCAGUACACUCAUCAUAAAUAACAUGUACCCAUAAAAGAAGCUUUUCUCAGACUAAAUUGCACAAGAAUAUUUAAAGUGAGACAUUUAUUUUUAUUUUGGUGAUCCAACUUCAAUGAUUUUCUUGUCUUGUCAUGUUCUAUGCCAGAGGUCUCAAAUCUUUAAUGUAUAUAGUCAGGUUUGCUUCAUAAAUAUGUUUUAAAUGUGAACUAUAUAUUAAAACAACACAUUUAUUUUGAAAAUCAGGGAAAAUCGUCAUGAAUGUUGGUAUUGUGAUAUCCCAAUGUGGUUUUGAGUUAUAUCGCUCCACCCCUACUGUUUUUCCCCCAAAAAAUUUUAUCUCUACUGGAAUUUUUCUCACUUGACUGUCCCCGUCCUGACCAGACUGUAUGACUGGAUGAUCUCCAUAAUCUGGCCUGAAGGUUUUCUCGUUCAGCCCUAUAUCUAAAAAUACCAAUUGGAAGACUCCAUCUGCCUGUAAUUGUCUGUCAGCUGCAUAAUUCAGAAAGUAAACAAUCGAUUGUGAUUAUAUUUUCUGGGGAUCUUUGGGGAUUUUGGUUUGGCCCAAAGAGGAAAUUAUUAGAUUUGGUUUGCUGUGAGUACCUUCGCUAGUUUUUAAUACGAGUCACCAAAAUCUUUCAAAACCUUCACAGUAAAGAAAUUAGGAAGUAAACAAAAACAAAUGUUAAAAUGAACCAAAACUGCUCUCUGCAAACUAUUGGGUAAACUACUUUGAGUUAUGAGAAACAUAGGACCACAAAUAAUCUGUACGAGCAGUCGCCUGGUUACAAAGUACUGAGUCCCUUUACAUUCAGGGUCAGGCAGCUUCUGUCACGAGUAUUGACAUCACUGGGGAAAAGAGUAUUACAUAAGAUCUGAGCUGAAGUGAUCUCUAGUUAAAACCCUCGAGGAUCGUCUGCAAACCAUGGCAUGGCUCUGGUGAGAGAUGGUGCUCAGUUUAAAAAAAGAGGGUUUUUCAUACAACAUAUUAAUUCAAUUUAAAACAUGAUUGAGCACGCCAUCUCCUGUUUGUAUUCAAAUAUGUUUUUAUUACUGAAAACACCAUCAUCUAAUUCACCAAAUUCUGGAAAGAAAGGCAAGAACAUUACACAGAAAUCACAUAAGGCACUGACUGUUUACUAAUCUCCUUGAACAUGUAAAAGCAACACUUGAGUGAAAUCCACAGCCAAAAGAAAAAUGUUUCGGUGAGUUUACAGUGAGCCGUGUCAGAAAUGAACAGUGAGAGACUUUUGGUCGGACUAGUGUUAGACGAGGAGACCACACCUGUGUGGAAGCUAUUAUAGCGGCAAAAAGAUAACUCCACAUUCAAGUACUGUAUAUGUUUUGAAUACGUCCUUGAUGUAAUGGUGAGGUGUCCGAAUAUUUUUGUCCAUAUAGCGUAUGCCUGUUGAAGACUUAAAAGCAAAUUAAAGUAAAAAAUAAAUCCAAAAUGUCUUGAAAUAAAAAAAAAAUAACCAGGUGUCUAUAAUUAUCUACGUCUUUGGUUAAUUAAGUGGAAGGUCAGUAAACUGGCCUGAGACUGACAGUGCACUUAAAUCUUUGAGGGCGUCACAAAUGCAGCCUGAAUUAACUCCA